Paramecium tetraurelia is the source of this 219-nucleotide messenger RNA. RefSeq lists its product as uncharacterized. The transcript has a single exon. Lineage: Eukaryota; Ciliophora; Oligohymenophorea; Peniculida; Parameciidae. The record is from RefSeq and is a predicted model, not a curated record.
AUGAAUAAGAAAGUUAAUACAAGAAUACCUGAUGAAUUAGAUAAUUAUUUAUGCGUAGUAGCAAAACAUAUGAUCAACUUACUAAAGAAGAGCAACCUGCAAACAUAUACUAGAAUAGCACCUAUUUAUCGAAUAAGACUUAUUAUUACAAUUUCUAGAAUGAGAUAUCCAUAAUAAGAAGAAAAAGAAAGAAAUAAAGACUAAACUUAAGAACCUUGA